Molecule: messenger RNA, 1263 nt
Organism: Olea europaea var. sylvestris
Lineage: Eukaryota; Viridiplantae; Streptophyta; Magnoliopsida; Lamiales; Oleaceae
Exons: 6
Coding region: 1-1263 (420 amino acids)
Source: RefSeq, a predicted model, not a curated record
AUGGGGUUGAUGGUUGCUGAACAGGACUUUAAAUACCAUUGGAGAUGUGAGAAGGAGAAGAUCACCCACUUAUGUUUUGCUGAUGAUCUUAUAGUCUUUUGUAGAGCUAAGGUUGGUUCUGUCUCGCUCAUUGGAGAAUGCCUUAAUCGAUUCAAAGCUCUUUCUGGACUUCUUCCUAAUCCAGAUAAGAGUAAUUUAUUUGCCAGUGGUGUUUCUACAUAUCUUAAGGAUCAGUUGCUUGAUGUUUUGGGGUAUAAGGAGGGCGUGCUGCCGGUACGUUAUCAUGGCGUUCCGCUAAUCUCUAGCAAAUUGAGGGCUUCGGACUGUAAGAUGCUGGUGGACCGUAUUAUAGCUACGGCUAAGAGUUGGACCUGUCAAGCACUCUCCUAUGCAGGGAGGCUACAACUUAUUAAUACAGUGUUAUUUUCUAUUCAGGUCUACUGGUCCUCUGUAAUCCUUUUACCUAAGGCUGUGAUCAAGCAAGUGGAAAAUUCACUACGGGUCUUCUUGUGGAAGGGUAGUGACCUUGGCAUCGGUGGGGCUAAAGUGGCUUGGGCAAAAAUCAGUAUGCCUAAGGAAGAAGGUGGUUUGGGUCUGCGGGGAUUGGAAAUUUGGAAUAAGGCUACCAUAGGACGGAGCAUUUGGGAAUUGAAGUGUCCUAAGGAUUGCUCUUGGAGUUGGAGGAAAAUUCUUGGACUCCGGGAUAUAGGGAGGGACAAAAUAAAAUCCAGAAUUGGGAAUGGUAGACAUACCUCGCUUUGGUAUGAUAAUUGGCAUCCUCUUAGCCCUUUAGAGAAGUUUCUUGGAGAGAGGAUCAUUCGUGAAUCCAGAUUGAGUAGACAAGCUAAGCUAGCAAUUCAAGGUGGCAUUUAUACACAGUCAAAGCUUCUUCGCUUUGGUUUGGUACAGUCUAUGAGUUGUGUAUUGUGGGGUUGUUCGAUGGAGGAUUUGGAUCAUCUUUUCUUUACUUGUCCAUUUUCGGAGCGUGUUUGGCAUGCUUUGCAUGCAAAAUCUUUAGUUUAUGCUAUUUGGCGUGAGCGUAAUGCUAAGACCCAUGGUGAGGCUCCUAAACACGAGUUUACCAUUAUUCGAGACAUUGUUUUUUCUAUUAGUGCACGUGUUAAUUUAUGUAAGGGCUUGGUUCCAUCUAAUGAGAAUAGAUGGCUCCAACGUUCAUGGGAUGAAGAACCCACUGUAAGUUAUAUGGAUUUUAUCUUGAAGCCGAUUAGUGCUGAAAGUACCUUCACAAAGGGGAGUUAUUAA